AGCAGCGGAGCACUAAGGAGGAUAAACAAGGAAACUAGACCGCCUCGUCCUCUCCAAACGACAGGGCAAACUUAGUGAAAAUGAGUGACGCUUUUCUGCUCAAACUUACCUUGAUUUUGGCGGCUGCGCUGAUUGGUGGAUCCCAUUCCGAGGGGGUGUGUCUUCAGGAUGGUAAACACAAAGCUGCGCCCAGCCCCGAGGCUCACCUGCAGGAGUGCUCUCUCUACGCAGACAACAGCUGCUGUACAGAGGAGCAGAUCCAGGACAUCUCACAUGUCCCCACAGCCAGCAAUAAGAACGAGCCCUGGGACAAGUGUGGACCACUGAGCUCCGAGUGUGAGGUCUUCCUGAAGCGCGUGUCGUGUUUUUACCGCUGCUCUCCGGACGCCGCGCGCUGGCCUCAUCCUCAGCGCGCCUCCUACAUCCAGGCCGUGCCACUGUGCCACAGCUUCUGCAGGGACUGGUUUGAGGCAUGCAGGACGGACAUGACCUGUGCCCGCAAUUGGGCCAAAGACCCCCGGGGGCAGAACUGCACAGGAUCCUGCGUUUCAUACCAACAGAUGUACCAGCACGGGCGGGACCUGUGUGAGAACUUAUGGGGUGAUGCCUUCAUGACGGUGGAGGACGAACCCGAGGAGCUGACGGACAACACUGGAGCUCCAUGUGGAUGUCUGACCCUCAGCGCCUCCGACAGAGACAAGAUGGCCGCCCUCAGAGCCCAGCAGGACGACCCGGAGGAACUGGACACCACCAAGACGGGCCUGCCCCAGUACCGCGCCCCCUGCCAUUCCGCACCUCCACUCCCCCAAACCCAGAGGAGGGCAAACUUGGUGCUACGGAAACGAUCAGUUGGGGUGGAUGACGGGGAGGGUAGUGGCAGUGGUUUGUAGACUCAACCAUUGAUGGUGAUGUAAUAGAGACAGUUAUUAUUCAUUUUACUGGAGUUAACCUUUCUCCAUUAACUAAGCACCAUAGCUGUCAGCAUUUUAGAUAAUGGGUCAACAUAUUACAUGUAGAAAUUCAGAUAAUAAUUGUUUUCUGGAUCAAAGAGCUGCCAUAUUGGUUUUGGAAUUUUUUAAUGGUGGCAAAGGCUGGUGUGUAGAUUUUAAUGAGUAUAAUAGGGAUAUUGCACAGAGAUGUACUAUAUGCAAAUGUAUAUUUAACUAUUGCUGGGGUUCAGAUGACAUCAUAAACCGUAUAAUUUAAUCAGAUGGGGGCAGCUACAAUGAGUGUUGUUAAAAUGCAGAUUUGUGUUGUAAUAUAGCACGUUAUAGGGUCUAGUAACAAAUACAUGUGAUCAGGUUCUACGUGUUAAUUUACCUCUUACAUAUGUCAUAGGAAAGUACAAUGUAAUCAGUAGGAAAAACUCUCUUUGUCCCCCAUCUUAGAGUGUGAGAUCUGUAAACCACUAAUACAGAGCAGUUGUACAUACUAGAACAUGUAAAUGAUGGACUAUUCUUAGCCCCGUCAACAUAUGAACGACCAUUCAUAUUGUCUUUGAAAGAACAAUCAAACACUUAUUACAAAUAUUAUGUGUAUUUCCCUUACCAUGUGUCUAUAAUCAGUCAUUUAGGACUUCUGUGAUGCUGUGAUGAUGUACAGUUUUCUUGUCGUACAUGAGCAGUACAAUAGUGGAGACAAAGUAAUGAAUGUAUUUUAGUCUUUCUAACAAGUAGUGGAGGCUGAGGCAGAGGAGAUGUGCUCUGACAGUUUAAUAAAACCUGGGGGUAGAAUUAUAUGCAGAAACAGAAGGUCCCUUGCAGACUGUGUGACCUGCCAGAGGAAGCAUUGACACCAGAUGAGACUUUUCUGUGUUUCUCUAUAAUGAUACUGUAGAACAAAUAUUUGUUAGACCCAGUUUAUACAAACAGUAAUUGAUAAAAGAUGGAAUGUGCCUCUUGUUCUAAAGGAUG
This is a messenger RNA of Boleophthalmus pectinirostris (great blue-spotted mudskipper), 1913 nucleotides long. It is a transcript of the gene rtbdn, whose product is annotated as retbindin. The record is from RefSeq and is a predicted model, not a curated record. Gene Ontology annotation, cellular component: external side of plasma membrane. The transcript is spliced from 6 exons. Bases 81 to 890 code for a protein of 269 amino acids. Lineage: Eukaryota; Metazoa; Chordata; Actinopteri; Gobiiformes; Gobiidae. Gene Ontology annotation, molecular function: riboflavin binding; signaling receptor activity; riboflavin transmembrane transporter activity.